Molecule: messenger RNA, 1174 nt
Organism: Dermacentor silvarum
Lineage: Eukaryota; Metazoa; Arthropoda; Arachnida; Ixodida; Ixodidae
Product: indolethylamine N-methyltransferase
Exons: 5
Cellular component (GO): cytosol
Molecular function (GO): N-methyltransferase activity
Source: RefSeq, a predicted model, not a curated record
GCCACGCCGCCACCCCUGACGCGCCCGCACGAGUCCGAGCCGAAGCUGGUCAAGACUCCCGACGCGCACAUCUCGAACGGGGCCUCCAAGGAGGGCAUCCCCGACUACGAGGACUCGCAGCACAGCGCACACAAUUACUUAUUAUUUGCGCGAGUUCUCAAAACAAUACAAUUCAGUCCAUUGGAGACCACCUUCCUGAUGGAGGCAAUCACUUUCCCCAUUUUCCCCCUCGUGGACAGAGCAGGGGCCAAGGUUACGACUCUUGGAAGAGUACGAGAGUUACUUCUCCAAAAUCGUCAUCUCCACAGCGAAGAGACCAGGGCGUCGGCCAGCGAGGACAACAAAGGUGGCGACGAGGACGAAGAGGCCGAGCGGCUGGUGCCUAUCGACCGGCUGCGCGAGCUGCUGGACCCGGCCGUGCUGACAGGCUCGGUGUACCCGUCUCACGUGCGCGAACUGCGCCUGCUCAGCGAAGAGGCGCACCGCUGGCUGUCGCGACGCACCAUCGGGGGACCACUGGGCCUGGACCUUGGCUGCGGAACCAUGGUGCAGUUCCCGCUGCUGCUCGCCAACGGAUACGUCGACACCCUGGUGGUCGCCCACUUCCUGGACCAGACGCGCUCCUUGCUCCAGACUUGGCUGCGGGACGACCGCGACAACGCGCUCAACCUGAACGGCAUGCUCGGCGCCACCGCGCAGCUCACCGGCAAGAAGCCCGCUCAGCUCAAGGAACAGCUUCGUGGCCGCGUGUCGGACGUGGUGUCAUGCGAUCUGUUCAACCGCGAGAAGGGCAAGUUCCUGCCUGAGAAGCAUGACCGUGAAGGCGUCUACGACGUUGUCGUCACCUCCAUGCUGCUCGAGGCCGUCAUCCAGGACCUGGACACCUACGCCAGGGUCAUCAAGAGGGUCCACGGCCUGCUGCGUCGGCAGGGCCACCUGAUGAUGAGCGGUGUGCUGGGCAUGACCUACUGGGACAUGAAGGCGGGCAAGUUCAACUGCGUCACCCUCACCAAGGAGAACGUGGAGAAGGUGAUGCGCGACGCCGGCUUCAUGGACUUCGAGUGGACCAUCGUGGACCGCGAGUACUUCCACUCGGUCAGCGACUACACAAAGUCCUUCCUGGUGCUCGCCCGCAAGCCCUAGACCUCCCACCCAGGACCACAAUAAAUCGCUC